GUCCCUGCCCGGGUCGGCAGCUGCGGGAGGAGUCCUGGCUUCCCGCAGCCCUCCCUCAGCCCCGCCUCACGGCUGCUGCUUUCGCUUUCGGUUCUGCAGCGGCGGAUGCCGGCAGCAAGAUGUCGGGAGAUCAGCAUGGUGAUGGCUUUACUCAAGAGAGAGGCAAUGAAGAUCGUGAUGAUGUAGUUGAUGCAAAGCCCGACAGAAGUAGCAGGUUUUCACUUUUUGGAAAAAAAAAGAAGAAUGGAGAAGAAGAACACGCAAAGCCCUCUCUCAGUAAUCAGUACCGAAUUGUUACACCCACGUUCCAGUAUAAUAUGGACUAUAAGAAAGUUGGCAAAUGUAUUAUUAUAAACAACAAAAACUUUGAAGACAGAACAGGAAUGGGUACGCGCAAUGGCACUGAUAAAGAUGCGGGAGAUCUAGCCAUGAGUUUUAAAAACUUAGGUUUUGAGGUUUACACAUACAAUGACCGGAGCCGUAAUGAUAUGGAAAAAUUACUGAAGCAAGCUGCUGAGGAGAAUCACAGCGAUGCUGCUUGUUUUGCCUGUAUCCUUCUAAGCCAUGGGGAAGAAGGUCUCAUCUAUGGUACUGAUGGACCCAUGGCUAUCAAGAGUUUGACUGCGCUCUUCAGAGGAGACAAGUGUAAAAGCCUUAUAGGCAAACCCAAACUCUUUUUCAUUCAGGCAUGCAGAGGCUCUGAAUUUGAUGAAGGUAUACAAACUGACUCUGGACCUGCAAAUGACACUCUGGAAACGGAUGCCAAUCCAAGAUACAAAAUCCCAGUAGAAGCAGAUUUUCUGUUUGCGUAUUCGACAGUGCCAGGUUAUUAUUCCUGGAGGAACCCUGGAAGAGGCUCCUGGUUUGUGCAGUCUCUGUGCUCUGUGCUAAAUGAGCAUGGAAAACAACUUGAGAUCAUGCAGAUCCUCACACGGGUCAACUAUGUGGUUGCCACAAAUUUUGAAUCUCAGUCUGAUGAUCCACGCUUCAGUGAGAAGAAGCAGAUUCCCUGUGUGGUCUCUAUGCUCACCAAGGAACUUUACUUCUGAAAGUGUAUUUUAGUGCAGCCAGAGAUGAGAGAUUGGGAUAUGGUUUUGGGUGGAGAUUUGAUUAUGAAUGGGAGUAACAAAUUUUUAAGAAUAGAAAUACAAUCACUCUAGAUUUUUGUAUUGUAUAAGCUGAGGUAUCUGAUGGUUGGACAAUAUGCAAGAUUUUAAAGAAAAAAUAAAUGCUGUGGGCCAAACUGACAGCUAACACUGAUUACUAUAUCUUAAUUUCUCGUAGCAUGGCUGACAGAAUUUAUGGCUACUGAAGGUGUUCGGAGAGUUAGCUACUUGACCCAUACAGAUUUAUUCCAGAAAACAGUCUAUAAAUUAAGAACAACAAAUUUAAAUCAUGAGACUCCCAUCUUUUCUUUCACUGCUAGCUCAUGGAACCGUAGCUUCCUUGGAAAUUUCCGAAUACCAUCAUAUUAUGGGUAUGUCUAGUGAUGAAACAGUUUGUAGCUAUUUAAAAGGGUGUUUCUUAGUCUAAUAUGUUCUUUUCCUUUUUAUGAACAUUAUUAAUGAAGAUUAAUGGUUGCUCUGUUCUUAAUCUAGAAGUCAAUUCACUUAGUUAUCAUUCUAGCAUAAGAUGGAUAAAUAAAAUAUCAGUAUUUGUAGAUGAUUUACCUGAAUAGUAUGGAAUUGUAAGAAACAGAAAAAACAGAACGAAAAUCUUCUACAAGAAUUGGUAAACUGUAGUUGGAUGAUGCCUUAUUAAAGUGCCAUUGUAAAGUUUUUUGCCUUGCAAAUGACAACUGCUGUUAUAGAACAACCUGAAACAGUGGUAUUGCAGGUUUUGUGCUUGCAGAAAUAAAAGGUUCUGCUGGUUGAUACAGAAAUUUUGAACCAACAGAAAGUUAAUGCCAAAGGGGUUUUAUGAAAUAAUAAAAUUUAAUGUUGAAAUUAUAGAAUUAUAUGUUCUAGUGACAAAUGUAUGUUUAGAUACAGCUUCUCUCUGUGAGUAAUUUUACCAAGACUGGAAGUCUUACUUGAAUCAGAAACCAGAAGUGCCUUUCUAGUUACUGUACUGUCUUUUUUUUUAUAUAUUAUGGGGUUAUAUCGGUAAUAUUUAUAUUCAUACUUUUUAUAUUCUCUUUAGAGUUGCUAGCUAGUUCUAAAAAGUAAGUUUAGUGAUUUGGUUAAAGUGAUAAAUGAUUAGUUGUUCACCCUUUUCCCAGUUACUUUACUCUGUACUCUUCUGAAAUCUUCUAAGCAAAUAAGCGCCAAUUGUUAAAGCCAGAUUGCCAAAUUAAUAUUUUCUUACAAGCACUGUGGCAUAGUGAUGCAUAUAUUUUUUUCAUACGUCAAAUUUACAGUUUGAAUUAAAUUAUUUUUAUGGACAUCUUCAGCAUGAAAUCAAUAAAGAUCUUUUU
Messenger RNA from Cuculus canorus (common cuckoo), 2416 nucleotides. RefSeq names its product caspase 7 (gene CASP7). Gene Ontology annotation, cellular component: cytoplasm. The coding region runs from base 120 to 1049 and encodes 309 amino acids. Gene Ontology annotation, biological process: apoptotic process; proteolysis. The transcript has 7 exons. The record is from RefSeq and is a predicted model, not a curated record. Lineage: Eukaryota; Metazoa; Chordata; Aves; Cuculiformes; Cuculidae.